AAGUUCCGCUUUUGCUAGCUUCUGGUUUAGUUAGCUUGCCGUAGCUUGUGUUAGCUUUAAGCUAGAGCUAAGUGGAAGUCUGUCAACGGUAGGCGGGGAUUGUUCCUGCUUGUUUUAGGCAGUUAGUCUCAAUUUUAAAAACAACAACACAGGUGAAAAAGUUGAUAUUGUUGCCUGGUACCGGACGCGGUUGCCAUCUGUCACGAAGCCGCCUGCUGUCCUCUAACUUGCGGCGUGGGAGCAGCAGUAACCAAAGUUCAUACUGAAUGGCUGAGGGCUCCUCAGAACAACCUGACCUCAAUCCAAAUUAUGUGGCACAUGAAAAACCAUACCAGCACAAAUCCAGAAGAGGCAGCUCCAGGUUCAACAAUGACCGCAGCCUAAAUAGUCAUGAUCAGGACUUUAAACCCCCAUUUAGUCAGGAUAAUUCAGAUUAUGCAUUUCAUCAGCAUCCCCACUACCAGGGAGAGGAUGGAGCCAGGAGGCGAGGCAGAGGUAGAGGGAGGCGAGAAGGAAAUAGAAGUGUAAAUGGCUCCAACUGCCACAGACCCGGAGUUGACUUUGGCCCGUAUGGCGCUAACAACAGAGGGGCUGGGGGCUUUCACUCUAGGCCACAGCCCAUGGACGAUGGACCCGAUGGGCCGAGCUGGCGAAGAGAAGAUGCAGGCAGGAAUCUUGAACAAACCAACGAAGACCUGGAUGCUGGGGCUAAGAAACCCAGGAAGUUUAGCCAGGAGGCCAGGAGGAGAGCACAGCAAACUGAAAGGGGUCCUCGCCUAAAAGAGAACAAGCCUUUAGUAGAUGGUCAGUGGCCAAACGACACCAUAAGAGGGAACCCCACUUUAGACGUGAGGGAAAGAAGUCAGAGGAACUGGCCAGGUCCAGACUCUCAGCAUGACGAUCAUCAGAGAAAACCCACUGAGGUCAAACGACGCCACGGGCCAAUCAAACCGCCCAAAUUACAACCUCCAGAGGAAGGCCGCCCAGAGAGGGGGGCCAGUGUCAAAGAUGACUCUGGCAGAUCAUCUCAGGAUCCUGCCAGUAGAGCUGGACAUGGCUCAGGACGACUCGCACCCCUCCAGGCCAGAGGAGGGAGAAGAACGCAUCAUCAGAACCAAAGGCCAGGCCAGAAGAACUGGGACAAGAUCCCGGAGAGCAAGGAGACGCAGACAGGGUGUCUGAUUGAACAGCUGUCUGAGGAGAAGUACGAGUGCAUGGUUUGCUGUGACGUCAUCCGCUGCAUGGCCCCAGUUUGGAGCUGCGUGAGCUGCUUCCACGUCUUCCACCUUAACUGCAUCAAGAAGUGGGCUCGAUCCCCGGCCUCUCAGGCAGACGAAUCGGCUGAAGGUUGGCGUUGUCCGGCCUGCCAGAAUGUUGCACUGAAACAACCGACCUCCUACACUUGCUUCUGUGGUAAAGUGACAAACCCAGAUUGGCAGCGCACCGAGAUUCCCCACAGCUGUGGUGACAUGUGUGGGAAGAAAAGAAGCGGAGUGGACUGCAACCACCCCUGUAACAUCUUAUGUCACCCUGGACCUUGUCCCCAAUGUCCCGCCUUCAUAACAAAAUCCUGCAUCUGUGGGAGGACCAGUCAGCCAAUGCGCUGCGGCCAGGGUGCGGUGCUCCAGUGCAACGCGGUGUGCGGUGCCUUACUCAACUGUGCCAAACACACCUGCGCCCAGGUGUGCCACGGUGGGGCGUGUCAACCGUGCCAGGUGCAGGAACAGCAGGUGUGCUACUGUGGCGUUACCGCUCGCCAAGUCCUGUGUGGCACUGACAAAUACGGAUUUGACGGUUCGGGACAUUUCUCCUGUCAAAAAUUAUGUGGGAAGAUGCUCGGCUGCGAAGCUCACCGGUGCCAGCUGGAGUGCCACCGCGGGCCGUGCCAGCCGUGCCCGCGCUCGCCGAGCCUGGUGAAGACGUGUCCGUGCAGUCAGACCCCGCUGAGCAAACUCCUGGAGCUGGGCUACUCUGAGCGACAGAGCUGCUCCGAUGCCAUCCCCUCCUGUGGAAAGACCUGCAACCGACCCCUGGCCUGCGGCUCCAGCGAUACCAUCCAUCUGUGUGAGAAGUUGUGCCAUGAGGACAGCUGUGGUCCCUGCUCCCUGACCUCCACCAUCAGAUGCAGAUGUGGCUCCAAGACCAAGGAGGUCCCGUGUACAUUGAUCCAAAAAGCAGAAGAGCUAGUCUUCACCUGUGAGAAGCGCUGCAGCAAGAAGCGCUCCUGCGGUCGACACAAGUGCGGCGAGCUGUGUUGCGUGAACGUGGAGCACAAGUGCCCCCAGGUCUGCGGCUACAAGCUCAACUGCGGCCUCCACCGCUGCGCGGAGCCGUGUCACCGUGGCAACUGUGAGCCCUGCUGGCAGACCAGUUUCGACGAGCUGGCCUGUCACUGCGGACUCACCGUCUUGUACCCGCCGAUCUCCUGCGGCACGAAGGCGCCCGAGUGCAAAAGCAUGUGCACGAGAAGACACGAGUGCGACCACCCAGUGUUUCACAACUGCCACAGUGAGGACAAGUGUCCUCCGUGCACGUACCUCACUCAGAAAUGGUGCAUGGGAAAGCACGAGCAACGCAGCAACAUCCCGUGUCACCUGCAGGACAUUUCCUGCGGCCUGACGUGUAACAAGACGCUGCCGUGCGAGAUGCACCGCUGCCGGCGGAUCUGCCACCGGGCCGAGUGCUCGCCGGCAGGCGGCUGCCAGCAGCCCUGCGCGCUGCCGCGCUCCGACUGCGGCCACCCGUGCUGCGCCCCCUGCCACAAAGGCGCCGGCUGCCCGCGCACCAACUGCGCGGCCAAGGUCGCUCUGCAGUGUGACUGCGGUCGGAGAAAGGAGAUGGUGUCCUGCACGGAGGCGGCCACCUCGUACCAGAGGUACGCGGCCAUCGCCAUGGCCAGUAAGCUGUCCGACAUGCAGCUCGGGGACUCCAUGGACAUCAGCCCGUUCCUCACAAAGAAGGAGCUGAAACAGACCAGGCUCGAGUGUGAUCAGGAGUGCGCCACCCUGGAGAGGAACAGGCGCCUGGCGGAGGCGCUGCAGAUCGACUUGUCUUCCGACCCCUUCAACGCCCGCUCUUCUUCCUCCGUGUACAGCGACAGCCUCAAAGAGGACGCCAGAAAAGACCUGAAAUUUGUCACCGAGGUAGAAGAGGAGAUCCGGAGUCUUGUUGAACUUGCUAAUAAGGGAAAACAGCCGAAGAGGAGCCACUGUUUCCCGCCCAUGAACAGAGAGCACCGCAAGAUCAUCCACGAGCUGGCCGAGGUCUACGCCGUGGAGAGCGUGAGCUACGACAGCGAGCCCAAGCGCAACGUGGUCGUCACCGCCCAGAAGGGGAAGUCCGCCUGUCCCAACGCAACGCUGACCUCCCUGAUAGAGAGGGAGACGUUCGGGAGGGCCCCUCCCCCCAUCGCUCAUAUCAAACAGCACAGCAGCAAGGCCGUCGCCGGGGGCUCCUGGUCUAAGAUGGUUAAAGAAGAGCCUGUGAUCGAUUACUUUGAUGUCCAGGACUGAAACAGGGCCCAAAAAAUAAGAAGAAAAAAACACAGCAUCUACUCUGGAAUCAUCCUUCUACACUUCUCUAAAUGUCUGAAUCCUAUAAUUUCACUCAAGGAUCUGUGAGAUUUGAAUUAAAGUUGAUUGAGCUCUGCACGGAUCGUUUUGAAUGCGACCGGCCCCUCACUGAACCCAACGCAAUAAAAAGUCAACUCUUCCUUAUUGAAAGGA
Molecule: messenger RNA, 3725 nt
Organism: Pungitius pungitius (ninespine stickleback)
Lineage: Eukaryota; Metazoa; Chordata; Actinopteri; Perciformes; Gasterosteidae
Gene: nfx1
Product: nuclear transcription factor, X-box binding 1
Exons: 23
Coding region: 267-3512 (1081 amino acids)
Biological process (GO): negative regulation of transcription by RNA polymerase II
Cellular component (GO): nucleus
Molecular function (GO): DNA-binding transcription factor activity, RNA polymerase II-specific; zinc ion binding; RNA polymerase II transcription regulatory region sequence-specific DNA binding
Source: RefSeq, a predicted model, not a curated record